GCUAUCCAGAUGGGCUGGAAUGUAAUGAAACGAUCGCGAAUGUGUAGGUCUGACUGCAGUAACGCGUUUGGAGAGAUGUCAUCGUAAUUGACUGGCUCGUUAAAGGGUCUUUUGGUUCGUUUCGAUAUCGCAUGCCACGUCUGAAAAGAAGAAAACCGAACUGGCUAUCUCAUUAGAGUAACCUGAUUUGAGACACAAUCUAAAAUGACAGCACCGGUGUUUUUCGGUUGUGCUUUAAUUUCGUUUGGACCCGCUCUGGCAUUAUUCCUUCUCAUAAUUGCUCGGGACCCGCUGAGGGUCAUCUUCCUUGUCGCUGGCGCCUUCGUCUGGCUGGUGUCGCUACUGCUCUCUUCGCUGGUGUGGUUCAUCGUGGUGCGAAUCAGCGAUAGAGACAGCUCGUCCCAACAGAAAAGCCUACUCAUAUUCGGUGUGGUGCUCUCCGUGUUCCUCCAGGAGGCCUUCCGCCUCGGGUUCUACAAGCUGCUCAAAAAAGCAAAUGAUGGCUUAUUGGCUCUCAGUCAAGAGGAGACCACACCCAUCUCCAUGGGUCAGCUGGCCUACGUAUCGGGCCUGGGGUUCGGGUUCAUGAGUGGAGCGUUCUCCGUCAUCAACAUCCUGGCAGGUUCCUUUGGCCCUGGUACAGUUGGUAUCCAUGGUGACUCCCAGCACUACUUCAUAUCCUCAGCCUUCAUGACGAUGGCCAUCACCCUGCUCCACAUGUUCUGGGGGGUGGUGUUCUUCGAGGCCUGUGAGAGGAGGAGGUGGAGCGGCGUGGCUGCGGUGGUCAUUAGCCACCUGCUGGUGUCCUGCCUGACUUUCUUGAAUCCUCAGUAUGAGGGGAGCCUGAUGCCAGCUUUCAUUAUGAUGUUCCUCAUGGGUGUGUGGGCUUUCUCCUCUGCUGGGGGCUCCCUGCAGAGCCUUAAACUGUGCCUCACCUGCAAACACAGGAGAUUCCCCCGGGCCAUUCCCAGGCUGAGAUAACAUGAAGCAGCCACACUCCCAGGGACAAAACAGGAAAACGGCAACAAGACAAAAAUUAUUCAAGAAACAAGGACUUACUUGCUUGGAAAAAAUAAUCACCUGUUUGGAAAUGGCUUCACUAAUGAAAAUAUUUUGAUGAUGAUGCAGGGUGCGGGAAGCUCACGUGAUAAAUUGUGUCCUUGGGGGCCUCCACUCAGGUGUGCAGCACAGGUGAGGCCUGUGACUGACCCUUUCUCUCUGCACCUCUCACUUUGGAACAACUGCUGGUGUGCGGCACUGUCCUUUCUCCCCACAUAGGCGCCCUUUAGAGGAGAACCUGGCUGUGCCGAAUCGGAUGAUAGGAGGGUUACUGGCCAUUUGACCCUCCGCAAGUGGCCUAAACCUGGUGAUUCUGAGGUUCUCGGAUGCUGCAGGUGCUAUGAGCUGGUGGACUGAAGUUGUCAGUGUCAAAAUAAUGCCCCAUAGCAGCUGUCUCUGUCGAGUUUCAGCUUCUUGGCCAUGACUGGAAGAAGCACCUCUUCAAGUGAGCCUUUUACUUUCACUCAUUUACUGACUAACUGAGCAAACAGCUCCCCCAGAGUAAUAACAGUACCUUUGUUUCACCACUAGAUGGCAAAAAUACACUAAUAAGAGGAUCUAGCUCAGCAGCAGCAGCCUAUGAAGAGUGCCUUUUUGUUAAUGGUUUCUCUGUCAUUAAAUGUCUGGGACCAUCUUUUCUGCUGUAGCUGUUUCUGUGGUGACUCCUCCUACUAGUCCAGGCAGUGACUGCACCACUCCCUACAUUAUUAAA
This is a messenger RNA of Megalops cyprinoides (Indo-Pacific tarpon), 1771 nucleotides long. Its product is annotated as gamma-secretase subunit Aph-1b-like. Gene Ontology annotation, molecular function: protein-macromolecule adaptor activity. Gene Ontology annotation, cellular component: gamma-secretase complex; membrane; endoplasmic reticulum. Lineage: Eukaryota; Metazoa; Chordata; Actinopteri; Elopiformes; Megalopidae. Gene Ontology annotation, biological process: Notch receptor processing; positive regulation of catalytic activity; protein processing. Bases 205 to 981 code for a protein of 258 amino acids. The record is from RefSeq and is a predicted model, not a curated record. The transcript is spliced from 6 exons.